This is a messenger RNA of Sphaeramia orbicularis (orbiculate cardinalfish), 4998 nucleotides long. Its product is annotated as protein mono-ADP-ribosyltransferase PARP14-like. Gene Ontology annotation, molecular function: transcription corepressor activity; NAD+ poly-ADP-ribosyltransferase activity. The record is from RefSeq and is a predicted model, not a curated record. The transcript is spliced from 15 exons. Gene Ontology annotation, biological process: protein poly-ADP-ribosylation; negative regulation of gene expression. Gene Ontology annotation, cellular component: nucleus; cytoplasm. NCBI's taxonomy places the organism in Eukaryota, Metazoa, Chordata, Actinopteri, Kurtiformes, Apogonidae. Bases 86 to 4846 code for a protein of 1586 amino acids.
UGGACUCAAUCUGGAUACAGUCGGUCUCCUUCGCUCUUAUGAGCCUCGAUCAUCUUGUUUAUUAGAGCUGCCAGGUGUUUCCACCAUGGCAGACCUGUACCCGUAUCCAGUUUUCAUUGACUGCACCAAAACUCUGGAUCAGGAGCAAAAGAAGAAAAUAGAAAACUACUUCAAAAUCCAGCGCAGAUCAGGAGGGGGUGACUGCAGCUCAGUCACUAAUAUAUCUGGUACAGUUUACAAAAUAGCAUUUAGAGAUCUACAAGCUCAACAAAGAGUACUGCAGAGAAGUGAGCAUGUGUUGACGAUUGGAGGAUGUUCUCUGACUUUGACUGUUCGAGAAGGUCCUGAACCUCAUAGAUCUUCUUCUGUCACUACUUCGACCGCAUCCUCCACGCCUGACUACACGACUACUCCACAGCAUCACUCCAUCCCUGUUCCAAACCCAGCAUCAAGUGGAGAACAUCAUGUAAAGCUUGAGCCCUACCUCAUUCGCUACCUUAAGGAUUGUCCUCAGGCUGGGGAAGAGUUGAGCAAAGAACUGAGCACUUUGGGCUGCCGUGCUGAGCUUUACCCAGAGGAUGGGAAAGUUUGUGUGAGGUCUUUAGUUCAGCCUAGUGCAUCAGAACAAGUUAAAAAGUGGGAAGAUGAGGUGGACAACCUCUUUAAAAGGAUUGAUAAACAAUAUCAUCGUCAUUUUGAGGUAGAGCCUUCCAAAAUCACCAUUUUCCUUCAGUCCUGUAAUGCUUGUCCUACAGCAGAUGGUGUGAAGGUCUACAGUGAGGUUGGGAUGGCUGUUGUGGUUGGAGAACAUUCUCAGGUGAAUGCCAGGUUGAAGCAUAUGAUGGACUCACAUGUCAAAGUUCGUGGGUCAAGUUUGAGUGAGAAGCACACACGUACUCGUCGACUGGGUGAAGCAAAGCUCCGCCUCCUCUGGAAAGAGAUUGUGAGCAGUGUGCAGAGAGAUUUUCCUGGUGUGAAGGUCACACAUGGAGAAGCAGGUCAGUUAGUUCUUGAAGGAUCUGCAGAGGAGAUCCUAAAGGCUGGUGAUUUGAUAGCUGUGAUAGAAAGUGUGGUGUCGGAAAGGACCGUUUCUGACAUGAGCCAAAAUCUUCUGGAUUUAUUAAGGACAGCAUAUGGUGGUCCAGGGAAUCUAAGAGACUUCCUAGGAUGUGGUGACCAGGUGGAACUAGAACUAAAGCCAAGAGAUCUGUGGCUUUACUCACAAUCGGCUGAUAAAAUUAAUCAAACCCUAAAGGAACUGCAAGACAAAUUCAAAGAAGUAAAGAUCAAUGUUCCGAACUGCUCUGAUGUACCAUCUGAGCUUCGGGAGAAACUCAAGUCCAAGGUAAAUGAAAUGAACCAAACAGGAUGUAGGGUUCAGGUCCUGUUUGGCUCAGAUAGUAUGGUGCACCUACUGGGCCACACCAAAGAAGUCCAGGAGCUAUAUGAAGUUAUCACACUGUUCAUUUUGGACCAGGCACGCAUAGAAGGCAAUAUUGUUCUUCCUUUCCCAGAGUUAGGACAAAAGUUACCGGAAUUGCUGCAACAACAUGGGUUUGACCAUUCAGGUGUUACCCUCCAUCUUUCAUACACUUCUUCUGCAGCUAUAGUGGUUCUAGAAGGUCCAUCCAACAGAGUGACUCAGGUCAGAAGCAGACUGGGUCCAUUUCUGGACUCUCUGCGUCAUGAAAAAAUCUCUAUUGAUAUGCCAGGGGCAGUAAGAUAUUUUAGAAGCCCCUCUGGUAGAGAUGCUCUUCUCAAAGCUAGUCGUGAUUACAAGUGUGUUGUACAGCUUGAGGAAAACAUAGCAGGGCUGAAUUUGUCAUCUUUACGUGAAGGCACAGUAGUUGCCAGUUACUCGCUUCGUGGUGGGCUCCAGGUGUUGGUGUGUCAGGGGGAUAUCACCAAACUGGAGGCUGAUGUCCUGGUGAACGCAGCCAAUGAGGAUCUGGACCACUGUGGAGGUGUUGCUGCAGCUCUGAGUAAAGCCGGUGGCCCUCAGGUGCAGAAGGAGAGCAGCCGUUUGGUUCAGCAAAAAGGAAAAAUUCGCACAGGUGAAGUGGUCAUGACAACAGGCGGAAAUCUUAAAUGCAAGGCACUGCUGCAUGCGAUCGGGCCUGUCCAGGGUGACGUAGGCGGCAGAGAGAAGGUCUUAAUAGAACAAAGUGUAAAGAAAGCUCUGGAUUUAGCUGAAACAAAGAAGUUCAGAUCUAUAGCAAUACCCUGCAUCAGCUCAGGUGUGUUUGGGGUCCCAGUGAGGGACUCCGCUGAGGCUAUGGUAACAGCUGUUAUGAAGUUUGGCAGUCAGGGAGGGCGGAGUCUGAACAGAGUAAUGCUGAUCGACAACAGAGGAGAGGUGGUGAGGUCAAUGCAAGACACGUGCGACCGACUUCUCCAGGGAAUUAGCACGGGAAGCAGCGUUCCAAGAGAUGUCGAACGAGUCCGUGUAGAGGUCAUUCAAGGAACCAUCGAGACCCAACAGGUUGACAGCCUGGUAUCCCCCAUGGUUGGCCAUGAUCCAGUCUCUACCCGUGUAGGACAGGCUUUCUCCAAUGUCGUUGGACCUCAGAUGACUGGGAAGUUUCACACCGAAGCACGAGGCGGAACCCUGACUGGUGAUACAGUGCUGGUCCAUGGUUUGCCAGGACUCCAGUCAAAGGCAGUAUUCUUCCUUAAUCUCAUCCAAUGGGAUAAAAAACAAAAUGGAACUGCAGUCCAGGCUCUGAAACGGGGCAUCAGUCAGAUCCUGGUUUCCUGUGAGAACAAGGGCUUCAGGUCCGUGGGUUUCCCAGUGCUCGGCACCGGCGCUCUCCUCCGUUUUCCACACGUCGUGGCAUCCAGGGUCCUGAUGGAAGCGAUCCGAGAUUUUGAACAAAACCGAACAAGUACAACUCCAUUCCUUGUGCGUGUCGUCGUUCACCCUAAUGACAAAGACUCUAGGAAGGCUUUCCAAUCUGCACAGCAAACAUUUCACCUCAAAGGAUUCACAAACAAUGCUAACCCAGACCAAGCCUCCUUUUACCGCUAUGUCUCUGCAUCCAAUGAUGAGGUGACCGCCAUGCUGGGCGGAGUCAAGCUGCAGAUGGUCCGUGGUGAUAUCACACAUGAGAGAACAGACGUCAUUGUCAACACAACAGACUUCUCGAAUAACCAGUCGGGUGUGUCCCAGGCCAUUCUGACGGCAGCAGGACCCACUGUCCAAGCAGAGUUAAGACAAAUUGGCACCCCGACAGACCGUACGUGCGUCACAGGAGCUGGGUUGCUUGGCUGCAAUGAAAUCUUUCACGCUAGCUUUCAUUGUGAUCCUCAGAAGAUCAAUAAGAACUGCAAAAAGAUACUGAAGCACUGUGAGAGCAAAGGCUACACCUCUGUCGCCUUCCCAGCUGUCAAUACAGGAAUGGGUGGCAUGGAUUCUGCUGCAGCGUGCAAAGCCAUGCUGGACGGUAUGGCAUCAGCGAUUAUAGACCUGAAUCCUAAUUCUACCCUCUCUGUCAUCCGUAUUGUCAUCCUGCAACAACCCAUCUUUCAGGUUUUCAGAUCAGAGCUUGAGAACCGCUUUGGACAAAUGGCCCCUACUCACAACCUGGCAGAAAAAAUUCUGAAGCAUGUAAGGCGUACUUCUAAACUGUCUUCAAUGCUGCCAAACAUCCUUUCCUCGAAGCCACAGCCAGUGAUCAUAAGUGUAAUCUGCUGUAGUUCUGACAUCAUCAGAACCAUCAAAACAGCGCUGGAGGCGAACCUGCAGCAGCUGCUGGUUAAGAGAGAGGUUGAUAUGCGUGAUUUCUCCAGACUUGAUGCAAUGGAACUGGCUGCAGUGCUAACAAACAUCAGGAUCCUCGGUAUUAGCCUCCAGGAGAGGGAACGUCAAAGCGCCAAUGGCAACAUGGCUGCAUCUGGAGCCAGAGCACGAUCAGGGUCUACAGAGGUGGUCUACGUCCUGAAAGGCCUGAAAGAAGAUGUUCUGAGCAUCACUGAACUGGUGAACAAAGCGCUUCAAAAAGCCCUCCAGGAACAAGAAGAAGAAAAUUUGUCUUUGACUGUUCAGUGGUUUAUUCAGGGUCAACAGGAAAAAUGGAAGGAGUUCAGCCUGCAUGAAAACUACCUGUUAGAGGAUGCUUAUGCAAUCCAGCAAGUGUCUGUAGACGUGAAGGAACCAGACGGCAUGGAAGUCACAGUAAACCUGAGGACAAUGGAAGCCACCAACUGGGUGACAGGCAUCACAUACAAAGUCAAAAGGAUUCUGACUAACAUAACCUUAGAAUUGCCUGAACACUGGGACCCUAUGGAGGGUGAAGACUUCAAAAAGGUGGAGCUGAAUCCAAACUCUAAGGAGUACAAGGAGAUAGCCCAGGGUUUCCUCAAAACGGCUAAAUACAACAUUCAGAAAAUCGAACGCAUCCAAAACCUCCACCUGUGGCGAGCGUUUGCCGUGUGUAGACAGCGUAUACUUGCGAAGAACGGCGUGGCAGAACUAGGAGAGAAGUUGCUUUACCAUGGCACAUCUGCAGAAUCAUGCAACUGCAUCGAGAGGGACAAGUUUGACAGAGGCUACGCUGGAACACAUGCUGCUGCGUAUGGAAAAGGCGUUUACUUUGCAGUCACUGCAGAAUAUUCAGCUCGUGGUUACUCCCCAGCAGACUCCACAGGUCUGAAGAGGUUGUACGCUGCCCGUGUCGUGACUGGGCGUUACACCGGUGGUAACUCUACUUUGUGUGCCCCUCCUGCUCGUGGCUCUGACCCCAGCGACCGCUUCGACAGCGUGGUUGACAACCAGCAGAGACCCAACAUGUUCAUCAUCUUCCACGACGGCCAGGCCUACCCAGAGUACCUCAUCAUCUUCAAAUAGGUUUAAUAUGACAAAGAGGUGCCUUCAUACAGUCGCAGAAAAAAUUAUUAGACCACCCCUUGUUUUCUUCAAUUUCUUGUUCAUUUUAAUGCCUGGUACAACUAAAGGCACAUUUGUUUGGACAAAUAUAAUGAAAACAACAAAAAUAUCUC